Molecule: messenger RNA, 1845 nt
Organism: Oryza brachyantha (malo sina)
Lineage: Eukaryota; Viridiplantae; Streptophyta; Magnoliopsida; Poales; Poaceae
Exons: 16
Coding region: 249-1628 (459 amino acids)
Biological process (GO): GPI anchor biosynthetic process; protein localization to plasma membrane
Cellular component (GO): membrane; endoplasmic reticulum
Molecular function (GO): glucosaminyl-phosphatidylinositol O-acyltransferase activity
Source: RefSeq, a predicted model, not a curated record
UCCAGCCCCCACCACCAGCCGUCGUCCCCGCCCCCUGCAUCCACCAUCCGAUCCGCCGGCGGCCGGCGCCACCGCCGGCUUCUCCGCCGCGCGCUCCACUUGUGAGCAGUCACUUCUUUCCCCUAGAUCGGAGGCAGCCCCUGCUCCGUGCACCGCCGCUUCACUUCCUCUUCUCGCGUUCUCUUCCGCCUCGCCGUAGGCCGUAGCUGCGCUGCUUCCCCCCGCCUCCACUCGAGCAGUAGCCAGCAAUGGACGAGCACAUCAACACGCACAAGCUCCUCAAGGAGCAGUUCGUCAGCAACUUGACGGGGUCUUCCCUGCUGGAGAUCGCGGCGCUCUCCACCAUAGUGCCGGCUGUGGUCGUUCUAAGGAAAUGGAGCUGCGGAGAUAAUACCAGGAGGGAUUCAUUCAAGAAAAAAAAUGAUGCACUUCCUGGUCAUAAAGGUUUUGCGCAUUACUUCUCUACACUAGUUGUAGAUUACCUCACUAUUGUAUUGCCAGUUCUUCUGGUUUUCACAAUUUUUGCUGAAUGGGCUUGUGCUUGUGCAAUUUUUCUUGUAAUGCUGAUAUCUAUCCUCACCAUGUUUAAAAGAUCUCAGUCUCAUCUCAAAGCUGGAGUAAAUCAGCUGCCUUUGCUCCGAGCUGAUAUAUCAUCAUACAGAGUAUCAGUGGUUCUAGUGACAUGUUUGUGCAUAUUAGCGGUGGACUUCAAAAUCUUCCCUAGGCGUUAUGCCAAGGCUGAAACAUAUGGCUGUGGCAUUAUGGAUCUCGGAGUAGGGUCUUUUGUAGUAGCUAAUGCACUGGUAUCUAGACAAGCAAGGAACAUUACAACAAUGCGCUGGAACAAGGUACUGAUGUCUACAAGCCCUCUAAUAUUUCUUGGUUUUGCUCGUCUCAUAUCAACAUCGAGUGUUGAUUAUCAGGUUCAUGUAGGAGAAUAUGGGGUGCACUGGAACUUCUUUUUCACCCUUGCAGCAAUUUCUAUCCUUACAUCCGUUAUCAGGAUUCAUCCUAAGUAUUGUGGAUUAGUUGGCCUCCUUGUCCUUGCAGGAUUCCAAACAUGGCUCUCUUCUGGGUUGAACAAGUACCUCAUUUCAAAUGAAAGAAGUGCUGAUAUCAUUAGUCAGAAUAAGGAAGGUGUUUAUAGCAUUUUUGGAUACUGGGGUAUGUAUCUGAUUGGUGUUUCCCUGGGCUACAAUCUAUUCUUUGACAAUAGUUCAAAAGGCAAGCAUAGGAGCACUCAAGUGGUAAAAGUUUGGGUUCUUGCUGUGUCUUUUUGGAUUUUGGCAAUUAUUCUUGACAGCUAUGUUGAAAGAGUUUCUCGACGAAUGUGCAACUUUGCUUAUGUCAUGCUUGUUUUUGGACAGAAUUUCCAGGUUAUAUCUAUUCUCACACUAGCGGGGUUUAUUUCAUAUGAAAAGAACAUGGUUCUUGAAGAUGCAUUCAAUCAAAAUAUGCUUGGUUCAUUCCUUCUGGCAAACAUCCUAACUGGUGUAGUAAAUCUCUCAGUUGACACACUUUCUGCCUCUCCCCUCACUGCCUUCAUCAUUUUGUUAGUAUAUUCCUUCACUCUAUGCACGGUUGCUGGUUUAGCUCAGUUUUGCGGCGUUAGGAUGAAAUUUUGGUGAAUUCAAGUGUUAUCUAAUACGAUGUAUGUAUAUUAGUUACUUUUUCAGCAAGCUCUCUUGGGAUAAGGCCAAGUUUUAAAACCAAUUAGUAGUCCUUAUCAAUCUUGCCUAUUUUUUGUUCCUGAUUUCUUACCUAGAUGAUUUGACCUAAUUUCAUGCUGCCCCAUAUGAAACCAAUAUUGCUGUCUACAUUUGGCUAAAUUAAAUACGAUUUGUG